GUUUCUGGUUGGCCUAUACUCCCCGAGGUACUCCCGACGUUGUCCGGACACAUGCCGCACCAGCCCGUGAGGCUAGCUAUGCACCCACACCUCGGCCGUGGUACACACUACCAUGGCGAGCCAGCUACAGUACCGCAAGACAGUUAGACAGUCGUCACUGCACGCCAGACCCGGUGCAAUGCAUGCUGCCGAUAUGGUGCAUUUGCGCCCUUUGAACCGCAGCAUACCGGUCUACAUGUUCUUCUUGAGUGACACACCAAGUCGGCGAGACGAGGAUGAUGGCGAUGCUGCGAGCGGCAUAGAUCUUAGGAGUGCUGCACAGGCGGAGGCGGAGGUGACGGGGUUAGGGAUGCUUCAAGCGGCGUGGGAGCGUGAGGAGAUGCUGCGCGUGCGUCCUGUGGACCGUGCUCCGGUGAUGCGUCUGUCGCGGACGAUCGACGCCGUUGAUGAUUGCGACGCGUAUCACUAAACCGCGGGGCAGCGGUAGUAGUAGUAGGAGCUCCUUGGCCUUCGUGCUGUGUGUUCACCGAAACUCUGGCGAGGGGAGCGGCCCUCGCCGGAGGACUCGUGUUGCCAUGAACACCCGGCAACUGAAUCGGGCCAGCCUUCUCAUAAGUACGUUGACCUCCAUCGUUCUCCAUGAUUGUUUAGCAGCGGUUGUGAGUGUAAUGUGGUGGUAGCCUUGCGGUGGGGGUGGAGGCGGA
Molecule: messenger RNA, 704 nt
Organism: Ectocarpus sp. CCAP 1310/34
Lineage: Eukaryota; Phaeophyceae; Ectocarpales; Ectocarpaceae
Source: the annotation of a GenBank genome assembly